GUGACAGUGGAUGUGUAGGUAUUAUUUAAUACUGUAUUAUUUUUGUUUAUUAUAUUAUCUUGUCGUCAAGUAUUCAAAACAAUUAAAAUUUUUCAUUUAUUAAAAACAAUACGGUGUUAUCAAUUGUAUGUUUACUCCCAACAGUAUCAACGUCUUAUAUCUUAAACGAAGUAAAAGCACAGAAAACCGCUCGUCAUACGAUUCUAAACGUCACCCCGCGCCACUCGUAGGAACCUAUAAAAAAGUAGUAUGAAUACGACGAUCAACUGUAAAUUACGUGAAAUCUGUACCUAACUAUUAAUUUGUUUUCGCGUCUAUUGCUCUUUCAACUGGCAACCGGUUUAAAUGUGUUUAUAGUUUUAUACUUGUUUGGUACAGUCUAGCGUAACAUGGAUGGUACAAAAUUAUUUUUAGGAUUUCUAUUUACUUACGGACUGCUUGCACGGAAUUCUUUUGGACUGUCACCAGUAAUAUUAAUACCUGGAGAUGGAGGCAGUCGUCUGGAAGCAAAGUUGAACAGAACAUCAGUUGUGCAUUACAUCUGUACCAAAACAUCAGACUUUUUCAAUGUCUGGUUGAAUCUGGAACUGCUGGUUCCCAUAGUCAUCGACUGUUGGGUUGACAACACGAGACUCGAGUAUGAUAAUGUCACAAGAGUCACUAGAAACCCUCCAGGUGUCGAAAUAAGAAUCCCUGGAUGGGGUAGCCCAGAACCAGUGGAGUGGAUAGACCCAUCGCACCAGUCCUCAGGGGCCUACUUUAACAAGAUAGCUGAUGCUUUAGUGAAGAUUGGUUAUGUGCGAAAUGUUUCCAUUAGAGGAGCACCAUAUGACUUUAGAAAGGCACCAAAUGAGAAUGCGGAGUUCUUUGUUAAGUUAAAAUCGCUAGUGGAAGAGACGUACGCGAUGAAUAACAAGUCCGCGGUGACGCUGCUGGUGCACAGCAUGGGCGGCUCGAUGGCGCUGCACUUUCUGCGGUUGCAGCCGCAGUCCUGGAAGGACCGGUACAUCAGGCGGCUGCUGUCCCUCGCCACACCCUGGGGUGGCUCUAUGAAGGCUGUUAAAGUUUUUGCCAUAGGCGACGACCUCGGCUCGCUGAUGCUGCGCGAGAGCAUAAUGCGCACGCAGGAGAUCACGUGCCCGUCGCUCGCGUGGCUGAUGCCGUCGCCGCUGCUGUGGAAGCCCACCGAGGUGCUGGUGCAGACCGACAAGUAUAACUACACAAUCAACGACUUCCAGAAGUGGUUCGCCGAUAUGGAUCUGCCGGACGCGUGGGAGAUGUUCAAGGACACGCAGAAGUACAAGAGCGACUUCACAGCGCCCGGCGUCGAGGUGCACUGCCUCUACGGCUCCAAUAUAUCCACUGUGGAGAGGUUGGUAUACAAGCCGGGCACCUGGCUGGACGGGUACCCGACGCUGGCGAUGGGCGACGGCGACGGCACCGUUAACCAGCGCUCGCUCGCCGCCUGCCAGUACUGGCGCGGCGGCCGCGGCCGGCGGCUCAACGCCGGCAAGCCCGUCAAGACGCUGCAGCUACCCAACGCGGAGCACCUGAAGAUCCUGCAGGACCAGAGGGUCGUCGACUACGUAGUCGCCGUUAUGAAAAACUGAUCCGCUUACACUAGUUGAGGUAUUUUGAGUGUAUAUGUUGCAGUUAAAACUCUUAACCAGUCAUAAGUAUUAUUGACUAGCAAAAUCAGUCAAAAGUACUUUUGAAUGAAUGGCAAACAAGCUGACGGCCCACCUGAUGGAAAGUGGUAACCGUCGCCUAUAGACAUGAGCAGUACCGUGGACAUAACAGAGUAUACUGUUUCGCCCAUGAUACCCCCCAUGCGUUGCCAUUCCUGAGGACUCGGAUGUUAUUCCUCUGUAUCCUGUAAAUUCACGCCAUAUCCCACCCUUCAAACCGAAACACAGCCAUGCGAACACAACUGCUUUACGGUUGAAACACGAAUGGGACAGAGGUAGUCAAGUAAACAUGUGUAUUAUGUAGUAUUAGGUUUCAAUUUUUAACCAACUUUGAAAAAGUAGGUCCUAUAUUCGACUAUAUACUUUUUUAGUAUCUAUAUAAAUAACUUACUGAUAUGUUAAUAAUAUUUAUAUUUGUUGCAACCUUUUCAAAGAUUUUUAAUGUAACAACCACCGCUUUAAUUUACGUGGCAGGCUCGUGCUCGCGUCACAGUCGCUCAUGACCAAGGAUAACGAACUGAUCCCGAAAUUAGUCGAGCUUUUUCGAUCUACUUAAUUACACGUAAGUUAAACCGUUAGUUAUUGCAUUAAAAUAUAAAGUGCGCUAACGAAACUUUUAACAAUAACAUUUCAAAGGUUGCUUGAAACAGAAUCUAAAUUCUGCAGAACUUGAAAUGUUUUGUAAAAAAACCUGUGUAUAAAUAAAUGAAACAUUAAACAAGCAUUUAUUAAACUCAAAUUUAAUGCAUUUCUAGUUGUCACAGCUAGAUUCAGUUACAGUGACUAUGUACAUCGAUGUAAUUGAUGCAGAUAAAUCAUUGACCUCGUCAUUGAACUAUCAUUGCUAUCAAGAGUUUAUAAAUAAUGUAAUAAUUAAUUCAAUUUAUAUUUUACCAGAGGGAGACUUUGUACAAAAGUCGUUUGCUAGAGCAUUUCUGUCUCAUUCGUGUUUCAACCGUGGAGCAGUUGUGUUUGCAUGGCUGUAUUUCGGUUUGAAGGGUGGAAUAUGUCAGUGAAUUUACAGGAUACAAAAAAUAACACCUGUGUCCUCAGGAAUGACAACGUAUGAGGGCUAAACAGUAUACUCUGUUAUGUCCAUGGUAUUGUUCACGUCUAUCGGCGAGGGUUACCACUUACCAUCAGAUGGGCCGUAAGCUUGUUUGUCAUUCUAAGUUGCAUAAAAAAUACUGCCUUAAAAAGCCUUUUUAUGUUUUUGAAAAAAAAAGUAGCUAAGUUCGAUGUUUUAUAUAUACAUAUAUAUACGUCACGGCUUUCUCCUAUUAGGGUAGGCAGAAACAAUGGAAUACUAAAUUUAUAAUAUUAAAACUCAGUAUAAUUUUGAGUUAUCUCCAUAUUUUAAUAAUAAUGCGCCGGUGCGUUGCUUCAAACAAUACAUUUGCGUAUUUAGCGUAAAAUAUACAUUUCUUCUACGUAUUACAAUGAUAACUUCUGUUACUAGUCAAUAAUACGUAAUAAUCUACGUUUAUCAAUACUGUUUUAAAUAUUAUAUCUAUGUUUUAUUUUUGUUUAUUUAACAUAUAUAUAUAUAUAUAUAUAUAUAUAUA
Molecule: messenger RNA, 3253 nt
Organism: Galleria mellonella (greater wax moth)
Lineage: Eukaryota; Metazoa; Arthropoda; Insecta; Lepidoptera; Pyralidae
Product: phospholipase A2 group XV-like
Exons: 6
Coding region: 390-1610 (406 amino acids)
Biological process (GO): lipid metabolic process
Source: RefSeq, a predicted model, not a curated record